UGGCGCUGUUAUCUCUGGCCUUGUUGAUCUCUGUUUGUCUCAAUGUCUUCUUCUGGAUCAGACAAAGAUCCACUUUGUGCAAAGACACGGACGAGUGCUGCUUCAGAAAUAUGAAUACAGGAGCAAGCCCCUCACAGGAUGAAGGGCAUUAUUUUCAUGAACACAAUCACGAAGAGCUGCAGGAAAAUCCAAUCUACGGCAACAUCAGCUCAGACAGAGGAGAUUCUGUCGAGGUUUGCUAUGAGACGAUGACCAUGGAACACGCAACAGAUCGCAUGAAGUCCACAGCGCCUGACCUGAAUUAUGCCUCAUUGGAUCUUAAGUUGGUAAAGAAACGCAUGAAGAAGAAUCGCCAUCAGCAAGGCCCCGCCCAGAGAAGAAGCAAACUUCCAGAGGAGCUGCCGGGCCACCUCACACCCACCCUGAAUACUUUCUUAGAGGUGGAAGCAGACAUGGAUGCUCACCUUCCUUCCAGAAACACCAGCACCAUGGUUUCACACAGCAGCAUCUACCUGAACAGUCAACAGAUAGCCCAGGAGACAGAGGAGCUGGAGAGGGACAGGGGUGUAAACAUGGAGAGGGAGAUCGUGGGUUGGGGGGGAAUAAGAAAGGGGCAAAGUAGAGAGUGGAAAGGAGACCAAUGCAAUGCUAAUGGGGUUUUAUGCACACAGCUUUCAGAAGGAGAGGCUAUUCAGAACAGCAGCUUUAGCAAUGAGAGUGAGCAUCAAGAUUAAGAUUCAAGUGUUUGAGCUACCUAAGAAAAGCUAACUGUCCAUUAUUGUGUCUGAAAGAAUGAAUGAAUGUUACCUUCAAUAUUUAACAAGCUUUUUGCGCAAUUUCCUCUUUGAUGUAAAUACAUUUGAACUCUCCAGAUUGAGCAACAGAGGAACACAAGGUGCUGCGGAGGUAAAAAAACUGAGAAUAAAGAAAGAAAUGAAACUCGGUGUGUGACAUUUAGAGGUCAAGGACCCAGUGGAAAAUGUAUGUUUUGAAAGACAAGGAAGACAUCGAAUCAUCACAGGACAUGGAAGAUCUUUCACUGUUUUGAUGUCUCAUAGCAGAUGUCUCAGAAAGGUGUGAAGGAAAAACAAUCUAACAUUUGUUUUCCACGCUGUAGGCGAUAUGACAAUAUACUCGCCUAUGCACACGUGAAUCAGCUUUUCAGUUAUAUUACCAUGGAUGAUACAAAUGAACAUGAAGAUUUGAUUAAAGGUUGGAAAGUAAAAAGCGGAAAGCGAUAAGUGAGAUAUUAAUAAUGUCACUGUAUUUUCCCUGUGGGCAUAUUGUAGGAAAUGUCACCCACAGAAGAUUUUCCACGUCAAAGUUACCAUUACGGUCAUUACUUUUAAGAUUGAUUGCACUCAAGAGCUAAUGCGCCAUCUGCUUAAAUGAUUAUUUCCCUCUCUUGGCAAGGAUAAUUUACUGCACUGCUUCCUGUUGAGGGAGCUGAGCUCUGAAGUGAACUCAGCAGUUAGAGGUCCGCAGUAUACUAACUGUUGGAUGACAGCUUUUCAAUAACUCACCACGGCCUCCUACACCUCUAUAGAUUCAUUUUUGGCUUCAUUAUUGCUGACAAAGCAGCAUAAAAAGUGAAAUAGCAAAGCAUUAUUCAUAUCUGCCUAAAAGUGUGUCAUAUACUUGACUUAUGCUU
Notothenia coriiceps (black rockcod) is the source of this 1651-nucleotide messenger RNA. RefSeq lists its product as uncharacterized. The transcript has 5 exons. The record is from RefSeq and is a predicted model, not a curated record. Bases 111 to 734 code for a protein of 207 amino acids. NCBI's taxonomy places the organism in Eukaryota, Metazoa, Chordata, Actinopteri, Perciformes, Nototheniidae.